Chilo suppressalis (striped riceborer) is the source of this 895-nucleotide messenger RNA. NCBI's taxonomy places the organism in Eukaryota, Metazoa, Arthropoda, Insecta, Lepidoptera, Crambidae. The record is from the annotation of a GenBank genome assembly.
AUGCUUCUUCACGCCUCUCAAAGGACCCCAGAUUGUAGGAAGGAGAGAACACGGAAACCUCCUUCUUCCAGAUGUCCACCGCAUGGUGGGUCCACUGCUGGCGUCGUUGCCGCCGCAGCCGCCCUGCCUGCCGCCAUACUGCCAGCACUUGCCCGUCAGGACAGCUCCAACACCGCCUGUCCUGCCUUGGCCCUGGCCAACUCCAAACCCUUGACGUCACAGCGCCCUUUUACAACGCUUAUUUUAAUAAAAAUAUCUGAAGAGCUCGAUGACGCGGGUGUUUUGACCCCACCACCUUGCGAGAACGAGAUUCGUCGCAGGGGUGAGAAGCGGCCAAUACCCGCCGAGCUCAAAGACGAGAAAUACUUCGAACGGCGCCGGCGCAACAACCAGGCCGCCAAGAAGUCAAGAGAUGCCCGGAGGAUCAGAGAGGAUCAGAUAGCGUGGCGUGCCUGCCUACUAGAGCAAGAGAACGCAUCUCUCCGAGCACAUAUAGCUGCCUUGCGUCAGGAAGCACUUACACUACGCGGCCUACUGGCAGCUAGAGAUGACGUCACACACGCCCCGUCAUCCACCACGGCCGACUAGAUUUGAUAAAUACAUUCUUCUCUCUGCUGUUACCGAUUAGAAGACUAGUUUUCCAUCAGUCAUAACCUGACAAUCAGCAUACUGACAGCAAGCGAAGUCAUAUUCUACUGUACGCCUUAGGAACAUCCAUAUAUCAGCUGCGAGUAAAUGCACCUGCUUGCUAGUGAAUCUCUCCGAGCACAUAGUGCUGUCUUAUGACAGGAGGCGCUCAUACUACGCGAGUUGCUCACAGCUAAAGAGUACGUCACACAUGCGCGUCAUCCACCACGGUCGACUAGAGUCGGAUAGAGACAUGCAUAUAUCCUCC